CUAUGAACUAUAUGUAUUAUUAUAAUAUGUGGGACAUGAAGGUUUUGUGCUACAAACCAAACCCCUUUCUUCUUACGAUCAUCAGGUAUGAUCGUCGAUGGAAUGGGAAGAAGACGCACAGGAGCCUUUCCCCUCUGGCUGCUGCUUCUGCUGCUACUACCCUUUAUAGCAGUGAGGCGAGGGAUUCCCAUUUUUACCAGGAGGUUCUUAAAGCCGCCAGGGAAAAGUUCACCCAGGAAAUAUCUUUUCAGUCCAUGGACAAAGACGUUACUCUUGCUAAGGCUUUGCUAUAUGUUGCAGCUGAAGAUGAAGCCUUUAUGGCUUUCAAUCAAGACAUGGAUGCUCUCUCCCUAAUGAAUGAAAGGAGAAAUUCUUCAGUCUCUAUUCAGGCAAAAGGGUGGGAUUCCUUGGAAGAUAUUCCAUUGGCUGGAAAGAGCAUAUCUGAGUGGUUGAGUGAGUUGGAUGCUAUUGCCAAAGAAGUGGAAGCAGAGUUGGUUUCAAGAGACAUAGGUUGCCAUUUGGUGGAAGUGUUGGAGGCUGUAAAUUUAGUUCUUUUUGAAUCACGUGGUUUCAAAAGGCUUCCCUUACUCCUAGACUCAAAGUUUUCAUACUUGCACAUGGUGCUAAGCUCUGGAUGUGGCAGUGCAAUUUUGCUUAGCAUCAUUUAUAUUGAAGUUUGUCAAAGACUUGGUAUAAACAUUGUUGGUUCACGAGUUGGAGAGGAAUUUUUGAUUUGGCCUCAAACAGGGAACCCUGAGGAGCUCUUCAAGGUCUCAUCAGGGCACAGCUUGUUUGCCAUUGUUAAUGGAAGAUGUGUGGAGGAUCCUAGAUCAAAGGCAUCUGACUUGAACAGCAGUUCACUUUUAGGACUAGAUGUUGCAACCAACAGAGACAUCAUUGGGAUUUCUUUGGCUAAUUUAAUGAGGCUUCACUGGAAGCGUUCUUCAAGGAUGAACCAUGGAUUGAUGCUGACGUCUCCACUUAGACCUGUUAAUGGCAAAAAUGGAAAUUCAGGCAAAAUUGAUGGUUCAAAGGUUCCUUUGUUGCGGCCUCAAGAUUUGAGGUUGGCUAUCAUGGCUUCGGAAAGAUUGUUGAUUUUGCAGCCACAUAAUUGGGCUCUACGGAGAGACCAUGGCAUGCUUUUAUACUAUAACAGGAAGUAUGGAGAAGCAGUCCAAGAACUUAGCAUCUGCAUGGCCUUUGCACCUGUAGAGGAAGCUGAAGUUCUGGAGCCAUUUGUGGAGAAAUUGCAUUUAUUGCGGCUCUGAGUCAUCAUCAUAAUGGGAAGGAAGGAAGCCCUUGGA
Telopea speciosissima is the source of this 1304-nucleotide messenger RNA. RefSeq lists its product as uncharacterized. NCBI's taxonomy places the organism in Eukaryota, Viridiplantae, Streptophyta, Magnoliopsida, Proteales, Proteaceae. The coding region runs from base 3 to 1268 and encodes 421 amino acids. The transcript is spliced from 8 exons. The record is from RefSeq and is a predicted model, not a curated record.